Messenger RNA from Cloeon dipterum, 2030 nucleotides. It is a transcript of the gene vig, whose product is annotated as vasa intronic gene. Gene Ontology annotation, cellular component: cytoplasm; nucleus. The record is from RefSeq and is a predicted model, not a curated record. Gene Ontology annotation, molecular function: RNA binding. The transcript is spliced from 4 exons. The coding region runs from base 168 to 1478 and encodes 436 amino acids. Lineage: Eukaryota; Metazoa; Arthropoda; Insecta; Ephemeroptera; Baetidae.
CGACGACAGUGGCAGCACUUUACGGUGAACUCCAUUUGCUUUUAUUUCCGAUUCGGCGACUUCUCAUAGCCAAAAGCUACAAAGCGUGGUCGCCCGAGUGAGAUUUUUCAAAGACUGCCCUGUGGAAAAAACGAUAAAAUAGGAAAUCGGUCGAGUAAAAAAUCGGCAUGGAGAACGACUAUGGAGUUGGUGUCUCCAACCGAUAUGGACUAUUUCUGGAUGAUGAAGAAGCAGAUCCCUUCGAUAUGCUCUCCAAGCAGCAGCAGCUGAAUCCUACCAAAAAGAAGGUCAAGACCCAACAGCAAGAGAAAGAAAACCGCAGCACAGUUCCUAAAGCUGAGGGAACUAAGGCCAAGCCAGCAAGCCAAGCCAAUAAAAAACCCAUUAAGGAGACACAGAACUUGAAGCCUGCUGAACCCCAGAAGUCGAGGGACGAAAAGUCUCCUGCGGCCAGACCUCCACGCAACCCAACGUCUGUCAAAUUUGCCCCUGAAUCUCGAGAGGAGCGCAACAACAGACGGAACAAAGAUGAUCGUGCUGGACAUGAGCAACGCACUGAACCAAGGAGCUAUGGCGGCGGUGAACCUGGAUCAGGUGGCGAUGUUGAGUCCCGCGGAGGUCGCGGUGGCAUGCGCGGAGUAGGGCGCGGCAGCCGUGGCGGCCGAGGUGGAUUCCGCCCAAGCGGCGAGCGAGGCGAGCGCGGGGAACGCGGAGAGCGAGGCGAGCGUGAGUUCCGACCACGCCGCGAGUUUGACAGGCACUCCGGUUCUGACAAAAGCGGCGUCAAGGCUGUUGACAAGCGAGAGGGCGGCGGCGCUCGCAACUGGGGCACUUACAGAGACGAGAUCCAGGAGCCAAUUACUGGCGAUGCCCCUGAGCAACUGACUCCUGAGAAGCCGCAGGGCGAGCCCGCUGAGGACUCCGCCGGCGAGGCGACCAAGGAAGAGACUCCUGCUGACGAAAAUGCUGCAAACGAGGCUGAAUCAGUUAAGGAACUGACCCUUGACGAGUGGAAGGCUCUGCGCGCCAAGACCCAGAAGCCCACCUUCAACAUUCGUAAGGCUGGCGAAGGCGAGGAUCCGACUCAAUGGAAAAAGAUGUAUGAAUUGAGCAAGAAGAAUGAUGAGGAUGAAGACGAAGAUGAUGAGUACGAGAUUGCUGAAUACCCUCAGCGCGUGGGCCGCCAGAAGCACGUGCUCGACAUUGAUAUCCACUUCUCCGACGCUAGGCGAGGAGGACGUGGACGAGGAGCUGGUCGUGGAGGUCGCGGUGGCCGCGGUGGAGGCCCUAGGAGAGAUGGCCCCCCAGGUGCCGCCCCUGGUGGUGAGGGCCCAGAACGGGCUGAGCGCGUCGGCGAACGCAGCGAGCGUGGACCACCACGCGGAAGCUUCCCCAAGCCAGCCGGCCGCGGAAACUUCAGGCAGCACCAGUCGGCCCCCAAGGUGGAUGACGAGAAGGAUUUCCCAUCGCUAGGCUAAACCGAGUGAGCGGUGAUGAGGAUGGAACGCACCCUCAUAGCAUUGUUCUGUUGAUUUUGAAAUAAAUUAACUAAAAAUCAAUUGUAAAAUCACAUUCACUAGACUGGAGGGUUGCAGGUCGCUCGAUCGACUCUCUUUAGUCGAAUUCUCGCCAUAAGCUCACUGAAUGGGAAAAUCACUGUAUAUGAACGUUGGUUGUCCUGUCCUACCUACGGGCGCGCAAGGUUUCGCUCGACCUUCUUGCCUGUAUUUCCUCUCAAGGCCAAAUAUUCAUCCAAAUCUUAUUGAAACAAGGUUUCCAUUUCAGCCCAAAUUCAAAAGCAACAUUUAUUUUAAAAUCACAGCAUAUUCAGAUUUUCAAGUUAACUAUUAAUUAUUGCAUUGUAUAGUGACAAAAUGUUUUAUGCAUUUUUUUAAUGCAGCAUGUGGUGAAUGUGCCCAAUGAUUGAUGGAAUUUUUUAUUUCGUGUACUAAAUAGUACAAUGUUUCAAUAUUUGGAAAGAAUCAACAUUUCAAUUGCAGUGAGAAAUAAAAGAUCACAAUUAAUCAAAA